AUGGAGGCCCCCCAGCCGCAGAUGCAGCCGCAGGCGCAGGUGCCGCGGCCGGCGCACAUGCCCGCGCCGCUGGAGCACGGCGCCGCCAGCAGCGACGAGGACAACUCGCCCACCGAGCUCAACUCUUGCCGCCGCCUCGCCGACAAGCCACCGCUCGUCAAGCGCCUCGACUGCCUGCCCACCCCCAACGACGGCGGAGGCGGGGACCUACCGCUCGACGACGACCCGCCCUGCUGGAACGCCGCGCCUCAGCCCGCGCCGCCCUCCGCCCCCGCGCCCGCCUCUCCCGCAUUGCCGACUGCGCCCCCCGCCCCGCACGACACGAGUCAGCCGCCCCUGCCACCGCUACCUCAGUCGCCACCGCCUCAACCGCCACCGCGAACUGGCACGCCACCUGUUGACAAGACGGGCGGUAGCGUCUGCCCCUGCCAUGCGGACUGCACGCCGGACAAGGGGACGCCCGCCACCUCGCCGCGCCACCAGCCCCUGGAGAUGAGGGAGCCCUGGUUCCGGACCGGCAUGCCCAGGGAGACUGCUCUGGAGGUGCUGGACCACGAACCGGAGGGCGCGUUCAUGGUGCGCGAGAGCACCAGCAAGCCCGGCUGCUACGCGCUGUCGCUGCGCGUCCCCAGGGACUUCCAGCCGUCCGGCAUCGCGCACUACCUCAUCCUGCGCACCGCCAAGGGAUACAAGAUCAAGGGCUUCACGAAGGAGUUCUCGAGCCUGGCGUCGCUGAUCACGCACCACUCGGUGAUGCCUGAGCUGCUUCCCGUGCCGCUGGCCCUCAGCAGGUACCGCCCCGCGCUGGGCAAGUCCGACUCGAGCCGGGACUUCUCGGACGGCGACUGCGACCGCGACUACAACACGCUGGCCGACCUGCGGCAGAUGCUGGCCGAGCUCAAGAUGUAG
This is a messenger RNA of Schistocerca cancellata (South American locust), 909 nucleotides long. Its product is annotated as EGFR adapter protein-like. The coding region runs from base 1 to 909 and encodes 302 amino acids. The transcript is spliced from 5 exons. NCBI's taxonomy places the organism in Eukaryota, Metazoa, Arthropoda, Insecta, Orthoptera, Acrididae. The record is from RefSeq and is a predicted model, not a curated record.